This is a messenger RNA of Chara braunii, 2176 nucleotides long. Lineage: Eukaryota; Viridiplantae; Streptophyta; Charophyceae; Charales; Characeae. The record is from the annotation of a GenBank genome assembly.
UCUAAGUGGUGAGGAGGUGGAGCACACUUACUUGCUGUGCUGAAUUACCGCUAUGGACGACUAUCCCAUGCUCGCCUUCUUGGCUCUCUCCGUUGUAUGGGAGCCACUGUUCCGCAUUGUUUUUCCGCUGGGAUUCUACCGGACUGUUAGACACUGUACCACGACCAAAUCCGGUAUGACCACACGGCCAUACUCAGCAGCAGAAGAGGCCCAAAUUGCUGAGAAGUUGAGGGAGCAGAGAGAAAGGAAGGAGGCAAAGAAGAAGCAAAAGGAGGAGGAUUUGAAGAAGAAGGUAGAAGAAGAGAAAAUAAAAAUGGAGGAAGAAAUGAAGAGGAAGGAGGAGGAAAUGAAAAAACAAAUGGAGGCGGAAGAAGAAGAAGAAGAAGAAAGUUUGGUGAGAAGAGAAAAGGGUGACGGUGCAGAAAGUGGCCAGGCGAGCCACUUACAAAUCCACCAAGGCGGCGAGGGGGAAUGGAUGGAGAGAUUUGGGUUCCACAGUGAAAUGCCCGAUGAGGACGAGAAGGAGAAGCAGGAAUUUGAAGCAAGGUUGGAGAAGGCCGAGCCUGAGGAGAGGAUAGGCGGCGGUGGUGGAGGAGGAGAUGGUGGAGAUCUGGGAGAUGAAGGAAAAGGAGGAGAUCGAAAAGGAGAUGUGAACCGGAAGGGGAAUGAACAGCAAACUGAAGGAGGAGAAAGGAGGGAGAAGACGAAGGUUAAGGUCCCGUGGACCUACAACGGGAAGAAAGAAGAGAACUUUUUGUGUUGGCAGGCAGCAAUGGACACAUACCUGUAUGCGCAGUUAAUCCUUUACCACGACCGUGUGUUGAUGGCCAGUUCAUGUCUUGGAGGGGACGCUGCCAACUUCGCCUUAUCCUUGAUGAAUGCAGCGGGUUGCUCGUCGAUGGUAGAGUAUUCCCAACGCAACCGCAUAGAGGACUUUAUGAAAGCUCUCAAGGAAAGGUUCGAGGACAAGAACCUGGCCCGGCAUACAGAGUACCUGAUUCUCAACAUCGGUAAUCGCAGGUGGAAGAGUGUGUCCGCUUUGAAGUCCACAAUGGACGAACUGUUGCAGUGUCCCGAUCACGGAUUGACUCCCACGCAGAUUCUGAACAACUUCGCAAGGGCACUUUCCGAUCCUUUGAAGUCCCAAUUGUACGCCCAGACAAAGGAAGAGGGCAUGACGUAUGAAAAGUUCAGCAAGAUUGCUGUAGACCAGGCCGGUUUCCUUCAAGAAGCAAAUUACUGUCAUUAUUGGAAGGAUUUGCAAAAAGGGAACCGAUGGAAGAACAAGACCAUAUCCGGUAACAUCGAGGGGAAGGACGGCCUUCUAGUUACAUUUGAGGAGGGGGGAGUGGAGGCUCUACCCUACGAAAACAUAGAUUACGGACUGGAAGACCCGAACAGCAACCAAUUAGCCCAGGGAGGGGCCUAUGCGGCUGUUGCAGCCCGCGGGGGAGGGCGACAAGCAGGUAGAGGAGGCCGAGGUAGAGGAGGUCGAGGAAGAGGUGGAGGUAGAGGACGCGGCACCCAAGGGAGUAGCAGCGAAGGUAGCUACUACGUGGGAGGUAGGGGUAAUGGUUCCCCGCAAGGUGGACGUGGUUCUCCCUUCACAGGAGGAAGAGGUAGAGGGCGCAAGCCAUGGCCAGCCCAUCCCGGGAUUGCUGAUGGCGAGSCCUGGAMGGAGAUGGGCAUYGACCAGACAGUGUGGCAGAAAAGGCUGAACGUCAAUCAAUGCUUGAAAUGUGGUGAUCCUCAUCACAUUGUCUGUUUUUGCCCCGACUACCGCUACCCAAAAGGGAGCAGCCAGUAGGGGUGGCAGCUGCUCCUACAUGGCCUUCAGACUUAGACAGACAGAUAGAAGCGCGCGCUGAACAGGCACCCUCCUGUCUGAAGAGCCCAAUGGCAGAAGCUGAUGCAGGCCCCCACCUAGAUGGCUGUCCAGAGACCGCUUGUGCUAGGGUCUCUCUAGGUGGUUCCCUCGCAGGCAUUGGUGAUGAGCUGAUCACUCGUCGCCCCGCCUGGGAUGAAAUGAAGAAGAGAAGAGGACAGCUAAUUUUGGGAGAUGUAGAGAUUAAUCGAACACGAGUAGGAGCCUUAGUGGAUAGUGGCUCUACGCGUAGUUUUAUUAGUAGAAGAGGACUGAAGAAGUUGCACUUAGGAAUAAAGGUGCAGAAGUUGA